Molecule: messenger RNA, 2664 nt
Organism: Aaosphaeria arxii CBS 175.79
Lineage: Eukaryota; Fungi; Ascomycota; Dothideomycetes; Pleosporales
Exons: 2
Coding region: 1-2664 (887 amino acids)
Biological process (GO): regulation of Ras protein signal transduction; mitotic spindle orientation checkpoint signaling
Cellular component (GO): mitotic spindle pole body; SIN/MEN two-component GAP complex
Molecular function (GO): GTPase activator activity
Source: RefSeq, a predicted model, not a curated record
AUGUCUACAACCAAAGGCAGCUUCGCGCAGCGCAUGGCCUCCAUGGCCUCCACCAUCGAAAACUGGGACGACGACGUCGACUUCCAAGGCGAUCUUUUCGCACACUCCAUCGGCACCGUACCCUCUCUCUCCUCUCGCGUCUCCGUUCGCUCCGAAUCCAACACCGGCGACGACGACUGGCAAGUCCUAAUCACACCCAACGAUGAGCUCUCCACCAGGAACGCAAUCUCCUCUGCAAAGCAGGCCGGCAUCCCCAUCCCCACGAGUGUGCCCUCGUCUGCCCUUCUUGGCGGAUCCAUUAAGCGACUGGGAAAGAAGAAAUCGAAUCGCAAGAUUGCCGUCGACGACGACUGGGGCAACGACCUCGAACUGCCAUCCAUCGGCUCCCAAGGACUGAAGCUCAAAGUGCCCGUGCCGCACACUCCCGCAGAAGACCAUGAUGAUUUUGACGACUGGGGCGAAGGAAGCUUGGGCAUCCGGUUUGCAGGAACGAGGCGAGAUACUCGUGGCGGCCGAAGUUCGUCUGUCUCUGCCAUGAGCCCGAGUCUAGGUAGCUGCAUGACCCUCGAAAGCGAAGACGACGAUCUGGUCGGGCUUGUGCUCCCGACCGAACCGCUCGACUUCAACGCCCGCCUCGAGAAACUCAAGAAAACAGACCAUGUUACACCUGAUGUUUCGCCGCUUCCAGCCCAGCAAAAGCGCGAUCCCCCUCCCACAUCGGCACCUGCUCUCCCACUGGCACUGGAUCUUCCCUCAUCGCCAGGAUUUGACAUCUCCUCGUCACCUCUCCCUCCUGCUGGUUACACGCCACCUCAUCUCGAGAACUCACCCAUUCCCAAAUCCAAACCCAAGCCUGCGGACGAUGACGAAGACUUUCUUGAAGGUCUUGAUUUUGGCGUGGAGGAACCCAUUGACACUAAGAAGCUCACUCUCAAUCGCAAUCUCGUCAUUAAGAAGCAAGCAUCGAAACCAGUUGCUCCACCAGCUGCUCGACCUGCGACAACCAUAACAUUCACCGACAAGCCUUCUGCCUCACGUAUUCCCAGGCCACUACCUUCUUCCAGUCGCACGCGCCUCACCCCAGUCUAUGAGUCUGGUGCAUCGAAUUUGGGGCCUUCUGUGGGCCUCAACCGACCCAUGCCAACAACAACUAGCGCGCAGCUCCUUCGAGCCAAGCGAUCGGCUCCUGCGCUUCGUAAUAGCCAUGCCUCUGUUGCUCGUCCUCCUGUACCUUUCCUACCUGCCGGAAGCUCCAACUCCCAAUCGCAUCACGUUAUGGCCAAGAACUCGCAGACGCAUCUUCGUCGCGAUUCGGACCCGCGCAGACCCCAAUCCCCAUCAAUGCGAUCAUACUCGCGCAUGUCAAGUACGAACCCCCAGGACACGCCUAGUCGGGCAGGUAUGCGGAGGGAUGCAGUAUCGACUUCUAAUCUGCGGGAAGGCGCGAUGAGACGCAAGAACAACAAGAGCAUUACAAUGGCACCCAGGAAGUUAUACGGUGAUGGGAUGGAGCUGGAAGUGUUUGACGACCUCCCGACAUCUGCGACCAAAGAAAAGCAAUUCGAAAAAGUACCGAAACCUGUCUCGAGCAAUAGGAGCCUGCGACACCUGCCGAGCGUCUCAAAGUUGCCCAUGCCUGAUCGCAUCACUACACCAUUACCCCAGACCCCCCGAUCCCCCACGAAGAUGGAGAGCACUCCGCGAUUUGCUCGUGAUACGGCUGCAAGUCGCAUUGCGCGUGAGCAGCGUCUAGCAGGAACUCGUUCACGUGGUGAAGGACCCAUUGCACCCACGCAAACGAAUUGGAAGGCACAAGUUGCCGCACGAAGUCCCCAUGCUAGCCCAACGGCGCAUCGAAAGAGAGGAACUGGACAGAAACCGCAAUUGAUCUCAGGCCUGUCCAUGCCUUUCGCAAAGAAGGAGAAAGGCAUGACCUACAAUCCAACAUUACAACGUUGGGAAGGCAACGAGGAAGCUCUUGUUUCCUUUGCUCACCCAAAUACUUCUACUACCACAUUGGCGUUGACCACUGCGAGCACACCAACCUUUGCCCCUCCCAAUCAUCCCUUCGCUCACACCCAUGACCGCUCGCAUUCGAUCUCGCACACUGCGUUAUCUAAUAUUCACGCUGCGCAGAAGAGCUUCUCCUCGCGUGUGGCCAAGAUGGCCCCAGUUCCUACGCCAUCGCCGCCGCGUCCUGCAUUGAUAUCCCAGAUCUCCCAGCCGCGAGGUGUGCAAAUUCAGAACGGAAUGCAGUUCGAUCCAGUCAAGAUGAAAUGGAUGAAAGCUCCACGGAGGUCGAAUGCCGACUCACUCUCCCCGUCCGUGGCUGACGAGGAAGAAGAGGAAGAUCCCUUCGCCGGUCUUGAGGAUCUCAAGGACAGCAACGACAACGCCAACUUCGGCGGUAGCCAGAUCGGUGGCAUGUCCGGGGGUGAGACUGGCGGAAUCCCCAAGCUUGAUGAAGCUUUCGUCGGGGAGGAAUUCGACCUUGGCCCCAGUUUCAUCCGAAGACAACGAGAAGAGGAGAAUAAUUGGAGGAAGCGGACAGAAGGUUGGGUUGGUGUCGUCCGUGACAGUGGUGAGCGCAAACCCGACGGCUACAGAUGGUCGAUUCGACAUCUGGCAGCAUUGGCGUCGGCGGAAGCCUCGAGAAGAUACUGA